Messenger RNA from Linum tenue, 2226 nucleotides. Lineage: Eukaryota; Viridiplantae; Streptophyta; Magnoliopsida; Malpighiales; Linaceae. The record is from the annotation of a GenBank genome assembly.
AUGGUGUUGAAAGGGAUGGUUAGGGAAGGGGGAAUGAGCAAUGGGUCGGAUAUGGAUGGUAGAGGGAAAUGCUUGAUGAGUGAAGUGGUUAAUGGGUUCGGGAGCAACAAUGGUGAGGGCCUUCGCACUUAUAAGAGGAAGAAGCUUACAGCAUCUAGUUCAGAGAGCAAAGAUCAAGGGGAUGUCAGUGUUUCUGGUGAAGCUGUUGGUAAAUUGGCGGAUCAGGAGAUCAUGAAGGAACCCCAGGACCAUCAUGCUGGUAGUCAAGCUGAUUUAGCUAGUUCAAGCGAUGUUUCACGAGGGCAGUGGAGAAACUAUAUCCUAGAGCAAAUGUAUCGGUCGUUAAGUGAUGACGAAGGUGGCAUACAAGGAUGCAUCCAAGAUGUACUUAGGACUUUGAAGGUUUCCGAUGGUUGUGAUAGAGAUAGGUGUAAGUCCUCGAAGAAAGUAUGGUUGUCUUAUGGAACUCCCAAUUUGGCCAAAAAAUAUCAUGGCGGCAAAUCCAAUGAGGCUUCUUAUGAACCAAAUCACCGUACUGUAACGGAUAUGUGUCGGCUUGCAUUCCAUGGGAUUAUAUCAUCUGAAAAAUUCACCUCCCUAUGCAAAUUGCUGUUUGAAAAUUUCCAUGAAAGCAGGGCUGAUAACCUUUUCAGCCUAAGCCUUAUAAACCGAAGGAUGAAAGAUGGAGCUUACGAGAAUUCACCCUGGCUUUUCUCUGAAGAUAUCCAACAGGUGUGUAAGAUAACUCUGAUGAAUUCCUCUGUUGUCCAAUUUUGGAAAAAACUUGAAGGGAUUGGAACUGAACUGAUUUUCCUUGCAAAGAGCCUCUCGGAUGUAUCGAAGACUUGCUUUAAGGAUCAAUUACCCACACGAGAAUCUGAUUCCUCUGGUAAAGCAGAUGAAACAGCAACAACCACUCACUGCACAUGCAGGCACUGUGGGAGCAAAGCAGAUGGAUCGGAUUGUUUAGUAUGUGAUUCAUGCGAGGAUAUGUACCAUAUCUCUUGCAUUGAACCUGCUGUUGAAAAGAUUCCUCCCAAGAGUUGGUACUGUUCCAGCUGCUUAGCUAUUGGAAUGGGCUCUCAUGAGAACUGCGUUGUCUGUGAGAAGCUAAGUGCUCCCAUCAGUGCUCUAGAUAAUCAACCUCCCAUGCCUACUGUCCUUCAAACAAAUGAGGAAGCAUUCUCUGACUUUGACCAGGUAUCAGAAGAGAGCAAAGAUGAUCCACAUCAGCUUUCAGAAGGUACUGAACCUUUAAACCCUUGUAAGAUUUGUGGGAGUGAGGUGGAGAGUGGCGGAAAGGUGAAGAUAUGUGAACAUCCCUUUUGCCCUAACAAGUAUUAUCACGUGAGGUGUUUGACGGCUAAGCAGCUGAACUCGUAUGGUCCACGUUGGUACUGCCCUUCUUGUUUGUGUCGGAGUUGCUUAACGGAUAAAGAUGAUGAUAAGAUUGUUCUUUGUGAUGCCUGUGAUAGUGGUUACCACAUCUAUUGCAUGAGCCCGCCACAAAGUUCUAUACCAAAAGGGAGAUGGUUUUGUAGGCAGUGUGUGGUGAAGCUUCAGAAAGUGCGCAGGGAAAGGAAGGCCUACGAGAACAGAGAGGGGAAAAGGUGUUUUGAUGGGAUGCAUAGGAAGUCGAAAAGGAAGAUUGAAGACAUGGUUGAUGGUAGGGAAGGUAUAAAUUUGCUUCUGAAUGCUGUUUUUAUUGAAGACAAAUUGGCAGGCGAGCAGACAAGGGGUUAGAGCAUGAACGAGAAAAGAGUGAAAGAAAGGCUCCUUCAGUAUCUUUCAGUCUGUAAAGAACUUAGAGGGUUUCCCCCCCUGACUUUUUGGUACAUCGAUUAGGGCGAGGCAAUGACUCUCGAGACUUAAUAUAACUGCUGUGGAAUUGACAGGUACGUCGAAAAUAUAAUUACCAUUACUGAGGCUGAGGAUAUAAUCCUAUGAGUUGAUGAGAUGAUUCUGUGGGUGGAAAAAGGGUUGUGUUUGUCCCCCAAGCCUUGUACUUGUUCCAGAAUGUUAAUGGGUUAAUCGAAAUUUUCUUCUUGAUGCUGUUGCUUUUGAAUAAGAUUCACUUGUGAACACUUUCAAUUGGUAGUGAAACGCAGCAAGAUAGCUAUUCAUUGCCAUAUUAUAUAUGCUAAUGAUGCUCCAGUAUUCUAGCCAAGUGAGAAACGCCCAAAUGUAGAACCUUUAGUUCCUUGGCAAUUUGGAAGAGUUGUAGAA